Messenger RNA from Meloidogyne enterolobii, 1501 nucleotides. The record is from the annotation of a GenBank genome assembly. NCBI's taxonomy places the organism in Eukaryota, Metazoa, Nematoda, Chromadorea, Rhabditida, Meloidogynidae.
AUGUCAGUAGAUUUACAACAAACUCAACAAAACAACUUAACAACACAACAAGGCAAACAAUAUCAUCCUGUGCAAUAUUGUCUUUUUUAUGACUUUUUUACUGUCUUUGCCAAAGGCCAGUCAAUUAUUCAAAAUAUACAAAGUGGAUCUGUUCGGCUGGAAGGAGCUUUACUUCUAAGCAAACGUUACAAAGCAGCAUUAAAAAGAGCAAUAAAAAUGUUGGAACAAUCUGAUAUUUUUGUAGACUUUUCGCAAACAGAUGUUCUUCAGCUUGGAGAGGAGCUUUGUUCUGUUAAUCUUAUUUGGUCAUUAAUUGAGGCUGUUUCUAUUAGACCUUCAAAUAAUCUUAUUUCCAUUGAUUUACUUGAAUGGGCACGUGAAUGCUUUCCUUCAACUCAGUCAGUUGUUCCAAGCUCGCAAGAAGGCCGACCACAUGAGACGAGUUUUUUGAGUUCGAUAAUGGAGUCUUUAAUGCAGCAAGAAAAACCUGAACUUCAUGACUCUUAUUGGAAUGCUGUAAUUAGACAAGCAAUUGUAGCGGAUUUCGAAACAGUCGCAACACUGUUACAAUUCCAUUCUGAAUAUAAAACUAAUGAGCAUAUAAGAAAAAUGGUUAAAAUUUUGAAUGCUGCAAAUGAUGCUCUUUUUAAACAUGACAGGACAAAUUGUGAAGAAUUUUUAUCUUUAAUUAAGAAAAUUCGUGAUUUCACCUCUCAAAAUCAACUCAGCCGUCUUAACGAUAAUUUGGCUGUUAUUUGUUCUUUGGUUAUUGGAGAUAAGGGAACUUUUAGAAAAUAUUUUGACAUUUUCCGUCCAAGUUGGUUUGAAGUACUUCCUGCUUUUCUUUUAUUUUUCUAUCCGUCUGUGGAUGAUGAACAAUUGCCUAAAGUUAUUGAGCGUUUAUUUGAAUUACUUGGACUAGCUCGCCACCAACUUUCAAAAAUUGAACAAACAGUUUUGGCCAUAUUAGAAUUAGACUUAAUUCGUGCAUUAAAAAUAAUUUGUUCUGCUGGACCUUCACUUUGUUGGUUUGCUGUUCAUUUAGUUGAUUUACUUCAUUUUCAUGACCCUAAUUAUUUAAAUCCUGAAGCUUCAAAUAUUUCUUCUUUUCAAUUAAAAUUUAUUUUUCAAGAUGAGACAGACAAAGAAAAGGAAAAUUUAGACUUACGUUCUCGUUUACUUGUAGAAUAUUGCCAAUUACUUUUCCAAAAUGACCAAUUAUGGGAAAUUGGAGCAGAUUAUUUAAUUGCUAGUAAUUUAAAGAAUUGUAAUGAAAUGUUGGAAAAAAUUAUUGGACAAUUUAAUUGGUUUGGGAAUGUUUCUAUAGCUGAAAAAAUGUUGAUAAUAUGUGAAAAGUAUGAAUUGUGGAAUGCUAGGGAGGAUAUUUUGAAGGCAAUAACUAUGAAGUAAGGAUGUUUAAGUAAAUUUUUUAAAUGUACAGGACUAGGAGGUGGGAAAUCUAAUUGAGAUUUUUUAAUUUCGGAUAUCUGAAAAUUUUUUU